Molecule: messenger RNA, 1242 nt
Organism: Phaeoacremonium minimum UCRPA7
Lineage: Eukaryota; Fungi; Ascomycota; Sordariomycetes; Togniniales; Togniniaceae
Product: putative u4 u6 small nuclear ribonucleoprotein prp3 protein
Exons: 2
Coding region: 1-1242 (413 amino acids)
Biological process (GO): mRNA splicing, via spliceosome
Cellular component (GO): U4/U6 x U5 tri-snRNP complex
Source: RefSeq, a predicted model, not a curated record
AUGAACCGUAUGGAUGCCCUCAAGGCUCGAGUCGCGGCAGCGAUCGAAGGGAGCAAAGCCAAGGGCGGUUUGAACGUUGGGCUUCACCCUGCGCUAGAGGAUCUGGGGCAGUGGAAACCCGCAACCAAGAGUGGCGAUUCGAAGUCGGCCCAAGCACCAGGGAAACCGCGAUUGAGAAAGUAUAUACAGCAGGCGAACGCCCUCCGUAGGCAGGCCGCUCUCGAGGCUAUGAAGAAGCGGAUUGCUGAGCAAACCCGGAAAGCUGGCAUUGAUGAAGACAUGGAUGCUGAAAAAAAUUUCGUUGUUGAGAAUCCACCAGAUCUAGAGUGGUGGGAUGAGGGCCUUGUCGACGGGAAGACCUAUGAUGUAAUUUCUAAUCCAGGUCAUGUGAAAGUGCUGUCAGCGGACACCAUUGUCACAGAAUACGUGCAACACCCAGUUGCAUUGGAACCGCCUCAGGACAGAAACAUCCCAGCACCCAAGGCCAUGUACCUCACUGCUAAGGAGCAGGCUAAGCUACGACGACAACGCAGGAUGGCAGACCUCAAGGAAGAACAGGCGAAAAUUCGCCUGGGCCUCGUACCUGCCCCGCCGCCCAAGGUCAAGAAGGGGAACCUCAUGCGCGUUCUCGGAGAGGAGGCCGUCAAGGAUCCUACUGCUGUUGAGGCCCGGGUGAACCGGGAGAUUGCAGAGAGACACCAGAAACAUCUCGAAGCAAAUGAGGAACGGAAGCUAUCAAAGGACCAAAAACACGAGAAGUUGGCAGCCAAUCAGGAAAAGGACGCGGCAAAGGGUCUGCGUGUCUUGGUAUUCAAAAUCAGAAGUUUAGCAAAUGGGCAACAUCGCUUCAAGAUCGGCAAGAAUGCUGAGCAGUUGGCUCUUACCGGCGUCUGCAUCAUGCACCCGAAGCUUAACCUCGUUAUCGUUGAAGGAGGAGAACAUAGUGCUAAGCAGUAUAAAAAGCUUAUGCUCAAUAGAGUCGACUGGACGGAAAAUGCAUCUUCGCGGGACAGAGAGGGCAAGCAGGGCCAACUUAGGCAGUGGCUCAUGGCGGAGGACGAGAAGGGAGAUCUGAAGGACAUGUCCACUAACAAAUGCACGCUGGUAUUUGAAGGUGAGGUCAAGACAAGAGCCUUUCGAAAAUGGGCAAGCAAGGUCUGUGAGACUGAUGCCGAGGUUCGCGAGGUUUUGUCGCGCACGAAGAUGGAAAACUUCUGGUCACAAGCUAAGAGUAUGGAUUAA